Messenger RNA from Ipomoea triloba (trilobed morning glory), 807 nucleotides. Its product is annotated as zinc finger BED domain-containing protein RICESLEEPER 2-like. NCBI's taxonomy places the organism in Eukaryota, Viridiplantae, Streptophyta, Magnoliopsida, Solanales, Convolvulaceae. The record is from RefSeq and is a predicted model, not a curated record. The transcript has a single exon. Bases 1 to 807 code for a protein of 268 amino acids.
AUGGAGGUUAUAUCUCACAUGAUAAUGGUUCAUGAAUUGCCAUUUUCUUUUGUUGAGUAUGAACUCUUCAACAUAGUCAUGCAAUCUGCAAGUCCAUAUUAUGAGCGAAUUGGUCGAACAACAACCACAAAAGAUUGUUGGUCAACUUAUGAGCUAGAAAAGAAACGAGUACAAGGGUUGUUGAAUUCAGUUGACAAAAUUAGUAUCACGACUGACAUUUGUACAUCAAAUCAGAACAUUCAAUACAUGGUGAUAACUGCUCAUUUUGUGGACAUGGAUAGUAAGUUGCAAAAAAGAGUUCUAAACUUUGUUGAAGUGCUUCCUCCGCAUACCGGUACAUGUGUUUGUGAUGCAAUAUACAAAUGCUUACAAGGAUGGGGUAUUGAAGAGAAAGUGUGGACAAUCAUGGUGGAUAAUGCUUCUUAUAAUGAUUCAGCUGUGAGAUUGUUGCAUGACUCUCUUUCUUUUCAUAUAACUUUGCCACUAGAUGGUAAGUUGUUUCAUGUUCGUUGUUGUGCACACAUAUUGAAUAUUCUUGUGCAAGAUGGUCUUUCUAAGAUUAAGUCUAUCAUUGAAAAUGUUAGAGAUAGUGUGAAGUAUAUUAGUGCCUCACCUCAACGGUUGCAUAGUUUUAAUGAGAUUUGCAAACAGCUUCGAGUGUCGAACAAGAAGAUGAUUUUAGAUUGUUGCACUAGGUGCAAUGCAACGUUUGCUAUGCUGUCAUCUGCUUUGAAUUUUAAUAAAGUAUUUCCUUGGUAUCAACUUCGAGAUCCAAAUUACAAAUACUUGCCUUCUGAUGAUGAUUGA